AUGUCAACAAAUGAAACAUACACUAUAAUGAAUUAUUCAUUGACAUAUUCAAUUAAGUUUGCUGUGUUACUUGCACUUCAAAUUCCUUCAAUUCUAGUCUCACUUACAAUCUUUAUUUAUUUUGGUUACAAUCAUACUGCUCUUGUCAAAUAUCAUAAUCAUUCUAUACUUAUUUUACUUUUAAUCAAUUUUUUUCAAGUCAUUUCUGAUCUUCCUAUGCCAAUGAGUUUCUUUCAUUUGAAUGGAAUUGUUCAACCAGCUACAUCAGCAUAUUGUACUUGGUGGACAUGGUAUGAGUUUUCAUUAAAUACUACUAAUGGUUUUAUCAUGGCUUGGAUUUCUAUUGAACGUCAUCUACUAAUAUUUCAUAGUUAUUUUAUUCGAAAUAUAGGUAUUCGGAAACGACGAUUACUUCAAAUAGUUCCUUUAGUAUUUUGUUGUAUUUGGGGACCAUUGUAUUAUACUUAUGCUAUAAUAAUUAGUUCUAUGUGUACAAAUACUCGAUAUUUUGAUAGUCUUUUAUGUGGUAUGCCAUGUUAUUUAUUCACUAGCUGGGGUACAUUUGAUCUGUUUUUUGAUGUUAUAUUUCCAGUAUUGACUAUUUUUAUUUUUAAUCUUGCUCUUUUCGUACGUGUUAUUCAACAAAAGUUAAUUGCUGCUGGUCCUAUUCGAAACAAUUGGCGGCGUCAAAGAAAAAUGGCUUUUCAACUAGGAAUUAUUUCUUUUGUUUAUCUUGCUGUUUGGAUUCCAUUAUCGAUAGCUCAACUUGGUCAAAUCUAUAUCGAUUCAACUUUUCUUUUUACACAAUUAGAUACAUUUAAUUUUCUUGUUUACAUUGUACCUCUUGUUCUACCUAUGGUUUGUCUUAUGUCAAUGCCUGAACUUAUUAAGAAAUUAAAAACUCUUAUAUUCAGACAACAUCAUACAGUUAUAAUGCCUUCUAAUAAUCAAUCAAUUCAACAGAAUAACAAAAUUCAUCCAUCAAGAAGAAUUGCAGAGACACGAUUUUGA
This is a messenger RNA of Rotaria sp. Silwood1, 1011 nucleotides long. Lineage: Eukaryota; Metazoa; Rotifera; Eurotatoria; Philodinida; Philodinidae. The record is from the annotation of a GenBank genome assembly.